AUGGAAAUUAACUUCCAGUCGCCGGAGACCCACGGCGGAGCCGCUGUACCAGUGGUCAAAACAAGCAAAUUCAAAGGCAAAACCAGAGGGAACAACGGCAACAAGUUCGUCGGAGUCCGGCAGCGGCCGUCGGGCAGAUGGGUGGCGGAAAUCAAAGACACGACAAGAAAAAUCCGAAUGUGGUUAGGAACAUUCGAGACUGCCGAGGAAGCCGCUCGUGCCUACGAUGAAGCCGCCUGUCUUCUCCGAGGUUCGAACACAAGAACUAAUUUCUUCAUCCCACAAAUCUCCACUAAUUCCCCAAUCGCCUCUCGAAUCCGCACCCUUUUAAACAGCAAAAAGCCCCUCGAAAAUCCCCCCGCCGCCGCCGCCUCCGCCGCCGUCCCUGCUCCAACAAUUCAGGACGGUCGGAUGUUUGACGGAGAUUAUAAACCAGACAUGACGAAUUGUUCGGAGAAAACAGAGAUGGGUUCGUGUUGUUCUUCGGAUUCUUGUCGAUUUGUUGAUGGGUUUUGGAAUUCAGAGGAUUUGGAGCUUUGUGAUUUUGAGAGGAUGAAAUUUGAGAGGCAAAUUUCAGGUUGUUUGUAUGCUAUGAAUGGAGUUCAUGAGUAUAUGGAGGCUGUUCAUGAGGCCUCUGAAUCCAUUUGGGAUAUUCCUCCGCUCUGUUCGUUGUUCGGUUAAUUUGUAGAACAAUUCGAAAGGGUAUAUACGAGCUGGGUUCAGUUGGAUUAGCUGGGUGAUCGAGCGAUUUGAAUAGAGUUUACGACCCGACCCACCUUCUAUUUUCUGGAUUGAGUUGAAUUGGGUUGUCCAGUUGUUUUUUUUAUUUUAUCCAAUUUUGUAUAGGGAUUACGAAUAUGAUCAAGGGCAACCCAUGUAAAUGGAAGAAAAUACGGGCUUGGGCUCUCUGUUAGUUGUAUGUAACGUCUCAUGUUUAGGAUUCAUAUUUUCAAUAUCGCUUAUGAUAUGACCAUGUUACAAAUG
Cucurbita pepo subsp. pepo (vegetable marrow) is the source of this 984-nucleotide messenger RNA. Its product is annotated as ethylene-responsive transcription factor ERN1-like. Gene Ontology annotation, biological process: regulation of DNA-templated transcription. NCBI's taxonomy places the organism in Eukaryota, Viridiplantae, Streptophyta, Magnoliopsida, Cucurbitales, Cucurbitaceae. Gene Ontology annotation, molecular function: DNA binding; DNA-binding transcription factor activity. The record is from RefSeq and is a predicted model, not a curated record.